UUUACUUUUAUUUUCAUGCCAAAUAUUAAAACUUUUUCCGCCCAGCAUGCAUCAUUCCUUACUUUGCUAACAUUCAAAAUCAAAAUGGCUGAUUACGAUGAUCAGAUCUCCGAUGGCGAAAAGCUGAAGAUAAUAUCAAAUUUCAUCAUCCAUGCUCCUCCUGGAGAGUUCAAUGAAGUUUUCAAUGACGUUCGUAUAUUACUGAAUGAGGACCAGUUACUUCGGACAGGAGCUUCUGGGGCGUUUGCUAAAUACAACAAAGACCAGUUCACUCCUUGCCGGAUAGAAGGCAGUGAGGAACAAGUUUUGAUUACUGAAUAUGGUGACUUGGGUGCAGGAAGAUUUUUGGAUCCUCGAACAAAGACCACCUUUAAAUAUGACCAUUUGCGGAAAGAAGCCAGUGACUUCCAACCUGCUGAAAUUGAUAAGGUAGCUGAACCGUGGCGUGCUGCUAUAGAAUCUUCAUUUACUCCCUAUGUACAUAACCACUACAAAUAUGGCGUCACUUCUGUCUAUGGUAGCCACACUGAUGGCAAUAUCACCAUCAUUGCUUGUGUGGAAAGCCAUCAAUUCCAACCCAAGAACUUUUGGAAUGGGCGCUGGCGCUCUCAGUGGACUAUCACCUUUAAUGAGAAUGGCGGUAAAGUUGACUUGAUAGGUCUUCUCAAAGUGCAGGUCCACUAUUAUGAAGAUGGUAAUGUACAGCUUGUUAGCUCCAAAGAUGUUAACUUAACUAUAAAUGUUACCAAAGAAGAAGCAUUGGCCAAGGAAUUUACACAACUGGUUUCAGAGGCAGAGAAUGAGUAUCAAAGAGCCAUAUCUGAAAACUACCAAACUAUGUCUGACACCACCUUUAAAGCUCUCAGACGACAACUUCCUGUGACCCGCAGCAAAAUUGACUGGAACAAACUGAUCAGUUACAAAAUUGGGAGCGAACUGAAGAGCCCUUGAAAGGGUUCUGUUUUAGGUGGUCUUUAUUCUUUUUUUUUUUUUUUCGGUGGCAGAGCAACACCAGCAACUACUGCAGCAAAAGGAGGAAAACAUAACUUGAUACUGGAUGUGUGUAGCCUCAGUUGAACUCCAGAGAUUGAAUUAUGAAGCUACUUUAAAAUCUGCAAUUUUUUUUUUUUUUCUGCUGGACUCAUGACCUCCAUUCCCUCCCUAAAAAAUAUAUCUAGUGACUACAAAUAACAAAAAAUAAGAAAAAAAAAUGCCUGAAUGAUAAUAAUGAUAAUAAUAAAUAAUAAUAAUAAUAAUAAUAAUGAUAACAUAAU
Molecule: messenger RNA, 1274 nt
Organism: Octopus sinensis (East Asian common octopus)
Lineage: Eukaryota; Metazoa; Mollusca; Cephalopoda; Octopoda; Octopodidae
Product: F-actin-capping protein subunit alpha-2
Exons: 11
Coding region: 16-951 (311 amino acids)
Biological process (GO): barbed-end actin filament capping; actin cytoskeleton organization
Cellular component (GO): F-actin capping protein complex; actin cortical patch
Molecular function (GO): actin filament binding
Source: RefSeq, a predicted model, not a curated record